AUGCUGGGCAAGGCCGGCACCAUGGUGUACGCCGUGCUGGGCAUCCCGCUCAUGCUGGUCUACCUGUCGAGCGUGGGCAGCCUGCUGUCGCGCUGCGUGCGCGGGGCGUUGUCGCGCGCCUUCUGCUGCUGCCUGUGCGCCAACUGCGGCUACUGCUGCUACGACGAGAAGCGCAUGCAGGAGCGCGAGCGCCGCCUCAAGAAGAAGCGCCAGCAGCUCGAGAUCCAGCAGCAGCAGCAGCAGCACCAGCAGCAGAUGCAGCUGCAGGAGCCCUUCUACGUGCGUGACGGGGUCAGCGCGUCGGCCAGCAGCACGCACAAUAACUGCACCUCGCCCGCGCGCGACGGCGACCUGCUCAAGCUGCCCUCGGACCCCGAGUACGGCGCGGGGGGCGGCGACGGGGCGGCGGGGGCGGCGAGGGCUGCGGGCGGUCGCGGGCCGCCAACGCAGGUGCCUGGCGCUGCCCGUGGCGCUGUGCCUCGCGCUCAUGCUGCUGUCGUGUGCUUGGGGGCGGCGGCGCUGGUGAAGCUGGAGAAGUGGACGUUUUCUCGAGGGUGCUAUUUCUGCUUCAUGAGCCUGAGCACCAUCGGCUUCGGCGACCUGGUGCCGGCGGCCGGCCGCCAAGACCCACAACAUCUUCUCGAGCGGGAGCAACGGGACGGUCUGGUUCUGCUCGGCGUACAUCCUGACGGCUAUGGCGCUUGA
Gryllus bimaculatus (two-spotted cricket) is the source of this 705-nucleotide messenger RNA. The record is from the annotation of a GenBank genome assembly. Lineage: Eukaryota; Metazoa; Arthropoda; Insecta; Orthoptera; Gryllidae.